CACUAACAAAAUCAUCUUCCCUCAACAAAUCAAACAAGCUAAGUGUUUUGUGUAACGAAAACAAAAUAUGAGAAACCUCAAGUCCCUCGUUCUCUUGGCUUUGCUCUUUUCUCUCUCCCUCGCUGUUUUUGCGAACACAUCCAACGAUGCCACACAUGUUAAAGAUGAAGUGAAGCCAAGUACUGAAGCAACCGAUGCUAUAGAGCCGCAAAAACGUGAAGCUAAACCCCAGAUCGAGGAAGCCGAAGUCGAGGCCAAUGACGCUGUUGUAGAGCCCCAGCAAGGCUGGGGUGGUGGUGGUUGUAGGUACGGAUGUUGCGGUGGCUGGUGGCGUGGGCGGUGCAGAUACUGUUGCAGGAGUCCAGCCGAGGCCAGCGAAGUUGUGGAAACUGUUGAGCCCAACGAUGUUGAGCCUCAGCAGGGUGGCCGUGGCGGUGGUGGCGGCGGUGGCCGUGGUGGUUGUAGGUACGGAUGUUGCGGUGGCUGGUGGCGUGGGCGGUGCAGAUACUGUUGCAGGAGUCCAGCCGAGGCCAGCGAAGUUGUGGAAACUGUUGAGCCCAACGAUGUUGAGCCUCAGCAGGGUGGCCGUGGCGGUGGUGGCGGCGGUGGCCGUGGUGGUUGUAGGUACGGAUGUUGCGGUGGCUGGUGGCGUGGGCGGUGCAGAUACUGCUGCAGGACUCAAGCCGAGGCCAGCGAAGUUGUUGAAACUGUUGAGCCCAACGAUGUUGAGCCUCAGCAGGGCGGCGGUGGCGGCGGUGGCGGCGCUGGCCGUGGUGGUUGUAGGUAUGGAUGUUGCGGUGGGUGGUGGCGUGGACGGUGCAGAUACUGUUGCAGGACUCAAGCCGAGGCAAACGAGGUUGUUGAAACUGUUGAGGCCCAACAAGCUAAGCCAUAAAUUGGCGUGUAACACAAACUCUAUGUUUGUAUGCAUGUAUGCAUGGCUAAUUACCAGUACGUAUGUCAAAAUAAAACAAAAAUAGUGCCUAAGAAGGUACCUAGAGCUCAAUAAAAAUAAACCGUAGGUUCAUAUAAUAUGUAUUUUGUUAUGUAGUGUUUUUCUCGUGGAUGUUAUAAAAUUAUAACAACUGU
Molecule: messenger RNA, 1089 nt
Organism: Arabidopsis arenosa
Lineage: Eukaryota; Viridiplantae; Streptophyta; Magnoliopsida; Brassicales; Brassicaceae
Source: the annotation of a GenBank genome assembly